UCGAAUAAGCGCAUCAAACUCCCCUCAGCCUCAGAUCCCCACCAAUGAAAAUGCACAAAAGAGUAAAGGAGAGAGAGGGAGAGAAGGGACUUCGCGGGAUACAUAGAGUGAGCCAAAUCCCACACAAACAGACACAACAGAAGUUGAAGGGGACGGAAAGGCGGUCACAUUUCUUACUCACCUGCAAACGUGAUUGAUGUGGGUGUUUGUAUCAGUGGGUGUGUAUGUCAUGCCUGACGCUCCAUUCACGGACAUGCUGACUCUAGAUUCUUGGAAUUUAUGAGAAUCGUUUGCUCUCCGCUCGUGCAUCAUCACACGCGCUCCAACCAAGACGCACUACCCCGAGCGCAGAAGGCAUCCAGGUAUCUUUAGGGAGCUCAGCUUCUUCCAGCUCACCUCUCCCAAGGCACAUCUGAGCACAGUGAGGGACACCUCUCUGCGAACAUUUGACUGGGGAAGCUUCAUGCUCACUGGACAGAUUUCACUUACUGCUUCCCAUUCUGCGCUCGCCGGAGCAGGUGUUUUACACACAGGUGUCUCGUGACUUUCUCACCUGUCUUCAUAAGACUUUUGCUCCAGACUGUUGACAUUCACGGGCAUCUAUCUUCAAGUCAGUUUGCAAUCAUCAUCACCAUCAACACAAAAUGGAUAACAGCCCUGGCGGUGGCGGUGGAGGGGUGAUCCUGUAUGCAGGCUCAUCUGGCAGUGCCAGCCCAAGCCCUGGCAGCCCCUCCAGUGGAUACCAGACCCAGUCACCUUCUUCCCACUCCCAGCCCUCAUCUCCAGAGGAGGUCACCUUCACAGAGAUCGGAGCAUUGAAACAGAGGGCGGGGGGAUGCACCACCCCAUCCUCCAAGCUGGUGUUCCAGUUCCCGGAGGUCUACAGCGGCCCCUCAGCAGCAGCUACUCCUCAGCAUACGUAUGCUCACCCCAUUGCAGGAAAGAGGCCAUGCGGCUUCCCAGGAACCUUCACUAAGACAGGUGGGAUGGUCCUGCUGUGCAAAGUCUGCGGGGACAUAGCAUCUGGCUUCCACUAUGGAGUGCACGCUUGUGAAGGCUGCAAGGGUUUUUUCCGCCGCAGCAUCCAGCAGAACAUCAACUACAAGAUGUGUGUGAAGAACGAGAAUUGUCUGAUCAUGCGCAUGAACCGCAACCGGUGCCAGCAUUGCCGCUUCAAGAAAUGCCUCUCUGUUGGCAUGUCAAGAGAUGCUGUGCGCUUUGGCCGCAUCCCAAAAAGAGAGAAACAACGACUUCUGGAUGAGAUGCAGAGCUACAUGAACAGCCUAAAUGAGUCAGCUGCCAUGGACAUGGACUCAUCCCCAGUGAGGGACACCCCCCCCAGCCUAGAAGAUGGCAGCUCCAAGGAGGCCAUUGGGGCCAUCUCCAGAGCUUACCAUGACAUCUUCACCAGCAGCAACAACCAGGAGAGAGCAGUCAAGAGGGCAAACAUCAGCAUCACCAACAACAACAACAACUCACCUCCCUUCUCUCAGGAUGCCAGUUACACCCAUAUCUCCUCUCAGCCCACUUCCACCCAGGGUUAUCAGUCUUGCCCUGCUGCCACUGCUGCUCACUGCCCAGUUGCCCAUAAUGACAACCAACCUGCAUUCCCCACUGUGGACAACAAUCGCUAUGCCUUCUUGGUGUCAUCAAAUCAGAAUCAUGGCCAGUCUAAUGGUAUAACACCUCAGAGGGGCAGCUCUGCCAAUCAUAACAAUUAUUCCACUGCAGGAAUCACCCAGAAUCAGCCUUCCUGCCCGUGGAAGUUAGCUCCAGGAGCUAAAGUGCUGGCCUGCCCUCUCAAUGCAUGCCCUGUAUCAGGGGCAGAGCGCACCAGUCAGCAGAUUUGGGAAUCCUUCUCUCAGUGUUUCACUCCUGCUGUCAAAGAGGUGGUAGAGUUUGCUAAGGGUAUCCCAGGAUUUCAAGAGCUCAGCCAGCAAGACCAGGUCAUGCUGCUCAAGUCAGGAACCUUCCAGGUUUUGAUGGUGAGGUUCUGCUCUUUAUUCAAUGCUGAGGAGCGUACGGUGACUUUCCUGAACGGCCAGACUUACCCACUGUCCACCCUGCGGGCCCUGGGCAUGGGCUCUCUGCUGGACGCAAUGUUUGAGUUCAGUGAGAAGUUGGGCUCUCUGGGGCUGGAGCCUGACGAGAUGGCCCUCUUCAUGGCCGUGGUGCUGGUCUCUGCAGACCGUUCUGGCAUCUCUGACAUGCGGGCUGUGGAGCAGCUGCAGGAGGGUUUGAUCCGCGCCCUGCGGUCCUUGAUCACCCGCCGUCGUCCAGAUGACAGCGCCCUCUUCCCCAAACUCCUCCUGCGCCUGCCGGACCUGCGCACCCUCAACAAUCUGCACUCCGACAAACUGUUGGCCUUCCGCAUUGACCCUUGAGGCGGCUCAUGCACAGUGCACACAGGCACACACAUAUGCACAUAAACAUACACCACACACACACACACACACACACACACACAGAUGUUAACACGCUAUCUUCCAAGGGCAGGACUUUCUUGGAAAUUGAGGAACAAGGAAUUGUGCAAUCUGAGGAGUGCAAUCUGUUUUUCAAAAACAUGAAGGCAGUGAUGAACAUAUUUUUGAUUCACUAUUGAUCUUUGUUUUAUGUUUUGUGACAAACGCAACAUUUUCACACACAUAUACAAACAAGUACACACACAUACGCCCCAAGACCUCUUGUGGGACAUUGUUUUAGGAAGACCAUAAAUCAGCGUGUAGGCUUACGGUUACCCUUUUGGACAGAUCAACUGUACACUUACUCAGUAUUUCCAGUGUACUUAAGACCAAAAGCCAGUUCAUUUAAGUUCUCCUUAUUCUUGCAAGUCGUACAGUAUCAACUGGCCAUCACCAUGCCACAGAUGGAAGAUAUCAUAGAUCCCAGCAGUUGUUACCUAGGGACCAUUAGUGCUGACUGAAUAUGUGUUAGUCUGUGUUUAAGAGAAAGGGACCCUGUAUAUAAUACAUAGUUAAGCCUGAAAUAUUAAGAUCAUUGUGUAUCACUGUUUCAUUAACAAACUUACCAUCUGCAUUAGUACUGGAAUGAAAUCACAAUUUAUGUGUCACCUGUACACAAUAGGAUCCAUUCUAUCUUUUACCAAUUUUGGAUAAUCCUCCAGAAGACAUGUCACACCUUGGGUUCGAAUAUGCCAAGUUAAUAAGUCAAUGAUAUUUUGUUAUUAUUUUACCAAAAAACAAACAAACAAACAAAAAAACAUUGUGUCCACGUCAUUGUAUCAUAUCUGGAAUCACAUCAGGACUGACGGAGACUCUCCAUGCAUGGUGGGUUUUGUAGUUCUUUUGUUUUUGUCGCUGUAAAUAUUAUGUUAUCCCAAUGUCUCUGUAUUAAUGACUGAAUUGACAGGGUGGAUCUGACGGAUGAGUUCAGUGUCAAGAGGAAUGUAUUGACCUUCCUGUAUUGGGUGGGGGUUUGGCUACACGCCAAGGGGGCUUUGUACUGGAGAAUACAUAGUAGGGAUUCUCAGACGGCUCAGACACACUUCCUGCUAUCAGAUGAUGUAACCUACCAGCAUAAUCCCUGAAAUCACCAGCACUCACUCCACAUGCACCCUUUCCUCUGCCCCCAAUGUUUGUCAUACAAACACAAGAGAUAUUUUUGGGUGAGGGAUCUUAUUUGAUUAUACUAUAGAUCCUCUCACUGCUUGCUUGUUUGAUUAUGGUUGAUUGAGCACAUCUUGUACAUUUUGUAAAUCUUUCUUCCUGAAUAGAAAUGAUAUAAUGAUAUAAAGUUGGAAAAUUAUCUACCUA
Molecule: messenger RNA, 3773 nt
Organism: Myripristis murdjan (pinecone soldierfish)
Lineage: Eukaryota; Metazoa; Chordata; Actinopteri; Holocentriformes; Holocentridae
Gene: nr1d4a
Product: nuclear receptor subfamily 1, group D, member 4a
Exons: 8
Coding region: 645-2384 (579 amino acids)
Biological process (GO): positive regulation of transcription by RNA polymerase II; cell differentiation; hormone-mediated signaling pathway
Molecular function (GO): zinc ion binding; nuclear receptor activity; RNA polymerase II cis-regulatory region sequence-specific DNA binding
Source: RefSeq, a predicted model, not a curated record